AUGUGGUUUUUAGGAUUAAAUACGAAUCCAAAUGUUCCAGUGGCAAGUUCAGUUACAAUCAAGGAUACAACAAAUCUUGAUGUAAUUGGACAUUCAUUUGGUUCGAAUUUUUCAAAUUUAAUUUUUACUUUGGAUGGUCAAGAAUGUAUUAAACAUUCACUUUCAGAUUCUCGUUUCAGUUGUAGCAUAAGUAAUAGUUUUAAAACUUUUAAUAAUGGUAACAUUUUAAGUGUUCCUGCAUCUUUCACUACAUCAAUAUUCCAAAAUGAUUUUAUUGUGUUUUUCUUACCUGGUCUAGCUGUAUCUUAUCAAAAUCGAAUUCCUUAUUCUUGCGAAAAUGGUUUUUCUGACGAAAAUACAGGAAUAUGUCAUUGUAAUUAUGGAUAUGUUGGUAAUAACUGUGAUUAUAUUCAAAUUUAUGUCACAGAAGUUUAUUUUAUUACUUUAAAAGAAUAUGAUAAUUCACAAUUAUAUUUAUUAGUUGGUAAUUUUAAUUCAAACAAACCUAUCGAUACACUAUCAAUAGGAGGAAUUGAAUGUGAACCAAUUGAAGGUAGAUUAACAAAUGAUCAAAUUUAUUGUAAAUCAAAUGUAGUUCUUAAAGGUUUAAAAUCUAUUAGUAUUACUCAAAGUUUUUUUAAUUGGAGUGGUUUAAUAUUAAUACAAUCAAAAUAA
Molecule: messenger RNA, 675 nt
Organism: Dictyostelium discoideum AX4
Lineage: Eukaryota; Evosea; Eumycetozoa; Dictyosteliales; Dictyosteliaceae
Exons: 3
Coding region: 1-675 (224 amino acids)
Source: RefSeq, a predicted model, not a curated record